Molecule: messenger RNA, 285 nt
Organism: Penaeus indicus
Lineage: Eukaryota; Metazoa; Arthropoda; Malacostraca; Decapoda; Penaeidae
Exons: 3
Coding region: 1-285 (94 amino acids)
Source: RefSeq, a predicted model, not a curated record
AUGUUCAAGCUGUUCGUCCUCCUCGCCGUGGUCGUCGUGGCCGCCGCCAUGCCAGGCUUCCUCGGAGGCGCCGGAUACGGAGGUGGAUUUGGUGGAUACGGAGGAAGUGGAUACGGAGGGGGAAGCUUCGGUGGAUUCAGCGGCGGAUACGGAGGCGGAUUCGGUGGAUAUGGGGGCGGUUUCGGUGGAUUCAGCGGUGGAUUCGGGGGACACAGGGGAGGUUCGGAGAGUUUCGAAGUUUUAUUCACGACACGAACUUUGCUCGAGACUGUACAAGACAGCUAA